AUGGCUUCUGCCUUUCUUCCUGUCGCCUUCCUGCGCCCUUGCUUUGGGGGCCCCCCCGGCCUUGGGGGCCCCCUGGCCGUUGGGGGCCCCCUGGGCUUUGGGGGCCCCCUGCGCCUAGGGGGCCCCCUGCGAGUUGGGGGCCCCGUGGGGGCCCCCCCGAGGGCCCCUGCGGCAUCUCAGAGAUGCAUUUGGCUGUGUAGCGCUGCAGCUGCGACCCUGGGGGGCCCCCCCUCUGCCCGAACCCAGCAGUGUGCCCUUGGGGGCCCCCCCGCGGCCAAGCCAGGGGCCCCGGGGGCCCCCGGGGGCCCCCUCCCCCAGGGGGGCCCCCAGCGCGGGGGCCCCCCCCAGGGGGCCCCCUGUGGGCCUUUGGGGCUUUUUAGCUGCUCCCAGCGGCGGCUGAGCUGCAUGCAUGCAUCGGGGGUUCGUUUGUUUGCGCCCAAGAAGAAAAAGGGUACUGGGGGGGCCCCCGGGGGGCCCCCCGGGGGGCCCCCCGGGGCCCAGGAAGGCGGCGAGGGGGCAAAAGGAGGGUACGAUCAUGUUUUUAAUAUUUACAAAGAAAUAAAUGAAGACCACAAAUUGCUUGAAGAUAAAUUCUACCCCAAGUGGCUCUGGGGCCUCCACAAUAAGCCCAAGAGCUACGGGGAGCUGGCGCUGGUGUUUCUCUACGGCAAAGGUAUAGAAACAGCCACAGCAAUGGACUAUUUGCGUUUCUGCCGUCUUCACCGCAAAACGCAAAUCCAGCUGAACAACGCGAGACUCAAAAAGAGCAAAAGAAACUCCAUUAAACCCAUCUUCUGGGACGUCUAA
Molecule: messenger RNA, 807 nt
Organism: Eimeria necatrix
Lineage: Eukaryota; Apicomplexa; Conoidasida; Eucoccidiorida; Eimeriidae
Exons: 2
Coding region: 1-807 (268 amino acids)
Cellular component (GO): mitochondrial large ribosomal subunit
Molecular function (GO): structural constituent of ribosome
Source: RefSeq, a predicted model, not a curated record